CUCCUUCGUCUCCUGUUUGCACAAUCUGCUCUUGAUCCUCCUGCGACGUUAUCUUCAGUUUUCCUUAGAAAAUUCUAUCAUUUUCCCGAGAAAAUUCAACCCCCAUUCCUCCCGUCACAAUCCGAUUAAAAAAUCCCUCUCUACUCCUAUCCGAAUCCACAAUCUCCUCUCCUUCGUACUAUCAUCACUUUCACCAGUCCAAUCUGUUCGAUUGCCCAAUAAACUCCAUCUUAACCUCACUUAGCCUCGUGCCAAUUUUAUCUUUCACAUCAGUGUAUCUAUUUAUUUUUCAUUUGAUUGCCGUGCGUUUUGAAUUGCUCGAACUUCGAUCUUCGCUUGAGAUAUCCAUAACGAUUCGUUCUUUGCGGUUUUGUAUAUAUAAGAAGGUAUAUAUUUAUAUAACUGUAUUUGGAAUCGGAACGAAGUUUCGUUUGAUCAGAUUUGAGUGGAGAGAAUGGUGGGAGGAGGAAACAGGAAGGACGACUCGUUGGUUCUGAACAGCUCGAACGUGUUUGCGGCUCUCGGAACCCUAAGGAAGAAGAAGAAGUCCGACAAAGAGCAACAAGGCUCGUCGAAGAGCAAGAGCGGUUUGAAGAAGAAGCAGGAGGAGGAGGAGGAGGAAGAGCGCAAAAAGCAGCAGGUUUUCUGGGCUCCGACGCCGCUCACGGUGAAGUCCUGGGCCGAUGUUGAUGACGAGGAUGAUGACGAUUACUAUGCCACCACGGCUCCGCCUCAGGCCGUUUGGGCCGGUGCCGCGGAUCUGGAGCCUAAGGCCAAGGAUAGCUCCACCCCGGUAGAGCAAAGUGAGAGUGAAGAAGAAGGUCUUGAUGAUGUUGAUGAUGAUAACGAGGAAGAAGAACAUGACCAUGAACCCGAAGCGUCAGUAGAAAGGGAGACGGUUGUUAAGAAGCUUGCUGAAGUUUCUUUGGUGCCCAAAGAUCCGGAAAGGCAGCUUUCAAAGAAGGAAUUGAAGAAGAAGGAGCUUGCAGAACUUGAUGCCAUGCUUGCUGAACUGGGAUGUCCCAAGCCUGAGGCCAGUGGCAAUGAUGACUCCCAUGGUGAUGUACGAGAGAAGAAGCUAGAUAAUCCCACUGGAGAGGUGGAGAAGAAGGAGAAUGCUCCUGGGGAGAGCAAAAGCGCAAAGAAGAAGAAGAAGAAGGAUAAGUCCUCAAAGGAGGCUAAAGAACAGCAGGAUCAGCCCAAUGGCACUGACCCCACAAAUGAAACUGAUGAAGCUGCUGUGACUGAGAAGGCAGAAGUAGAUACACCUGUUGUUGAUGUGAAAGAGAAGAUAAAGAAAGUGGCAUCAAUGAAGAAGAAGAAAUCGAGCAAGGAGAUGGACGCUGCUGCAAAAGCUGCUGCCAGCGAGGCUGCUGCUAGGAAUGCAAAGCUUGCUGCUGCAAAGAAAAAGGAGAAGAACCACUACAACCAGCAGCCAGUGCGGUAAGGAAGUUUCUUACUUGGGUAUGGACAUGUACUUUUCGGUCAUUUGGAUAACGCAAAAUAAACAUCUGAGUCUGGGUUCUCUGGGAUAUGACCUUCAAAAUAGAACUUUUUUGGUUUUUCUUUAUCACAGAAAAAACGAGUUGUGGACUUAUAAAUUUUAGGAUUUCUUAGAUCUCUUUGAUAUUUUUCGUUAUCUUUUUCUCUGUAUUUGCCAGAUUGUUCUGCUAAUGUAGGAUUUUUUGUGAAUGUUUACUCAUCUCUGUCUUAUGGUC
Molecule: messenger RNA, 1718 nt
Organism: Rhododendron vialii
Lineage: Eukaryota; Viridiplantae; Streptophyta; Magnoliopsida; Ericales; Ericaceae
Exons: 3
Coding region: 455-1447 (330 amino acids)
Source: RefSeq, a predicted model, not a curated record